Molecule: messenger RNA, 7156 nt
Organism: Rhinopithecus roxellana (golden snub-nosed monkey)
Lineage: Eukaryota; Metazoa; Chordata; Mammalia; Primates; Cercopithecidae
Gene: HEATR5B
Product: HEAT repeat containing 5B
Exons: 36
Coding region: 456-6671 (2071 amino acids)
Biological process (GO): retrograde transport, endosome to Golgi; intracellular protein localization; endocytosis
Cellular component (GO): Golgi apparatus; endocytic vesicle; membrane
Source: RefSeq, a predicted model, not a curated record
UCGCCGAAGCAUGCACGUUGACAGGCACGGACUCCUGUCCCACGUACAUUUUUAGACGGGUGGGGAGGAAAUUUGAGUUCGUACUGAACAUUUUCCCUUUUCUGGCUCCCUGCGCAGUUCUGAGCCGCCGCCUUGUGCUAUUGACAGCCUGCGGAACCCCACGGAGGCUUGCGGCGGCCUCUUGCGUUUACCCCGGGUCCGCCGCUUUCGGUUUUUGGAGUAGCCGGGUGAAGCGAGACCCCGAGCGCGCGAGGCUUCUCGGGUGCAUUCCUGACCGCCCGGUGUUGUCACUGAGGCUUUGGCCGCCGGGACCUGGCUGCCCCACCCAUCCCCUUUGGAAGAGUCUUGGAGACCUGCAGUUCGGGAUGUCUGUGCUGGGUGUUUUGACCUCAGCCCCCUGACCAGGUGCAGCGCGGGAGGGUAAAGAUUUAAGGUGUGAAUUUAAAACUUCAGUAAUGGAGUUAGCCCACAGUUUAUUGCUAAAUGAAGAAGCUUUGGCUCAAAUCACUGAAGCAAAAAGACCGGUUUUUAUCUUUGAAUGGUUGCGAUUUCUUGAUAAAGUCUUGGUUGCUGCCAACAAGACCGAUGUAAAGGAGAAACAGAAAAAACUUGUCGAACAAUUAACUGGAUUAAUAAGUAGUUCACCUGGACCACCUACACGAAAAUUGUUAGCUAAAAAUCUCGCAGCCCUUUAUAGCAUUGGAGAUACUUUUACAGUUUUUCAGACACUUGAUAAAUGCAAUGACAUUAUCAGAAAUAAAGAUGACACUGCAGCCUACUUACCAACAAAAUUGGCUGCAGUGGCUUGUGUCGGAGCAUUUUAUGAAAAAAUGGGGAGAAUGUUGGGCAGCGCAUUUCCAGAAACAGUGAAUAAUCUAUUGAAAUCUCUGAAAAGUGCAGAGUCUCAAGGGCGAAGUGAAAUCUUAAUGAGUCUGCAGAAAGUUCUAAGUGGCCUGGGUGGUGCAGCAGCUUCCUCUCAUCGUGAUAUUUAUAAGAAUGCCAGAUCUCUCUUGACUGAUAGGUCAAUGGCUGUUCGAUGUGCAGUGGCCAAGUGUCUACUAGAACUACAGAAUGAAGCUGUAUUUAUGUGGACUGCUGAACUAGAAAAUAUAGCCACUCUCUGCUUUAAGGCUUUGGAAAACUCAAAUUAUGGGGUACGAGUGGCAGUGUCUAAACUUUUAGGAACAGUCAUGGCCACGGCAUUAAUGCCAAAACAGGCAACAGUAAUGCGUCAGAAUGUGAAGCGAGCAACAUUUGAUGAAGUCUUAGAACUCAUGGCCACAGGAUUUCUGCGUGGAGGAUCAGGUUUCUUAAAGAGCGGUGGAGAAAUGUUAAAAGUUGGAGGGUCCGUUAAUCGUGAAGUGAGAGUUGGAGUUACGCAGGCAUACGUUGUUUUUGUGACAACAUUGGGUGGUCAGUGGUUGGAGCGCAGCUUUGCCACGUUCCUGUCCCAUGUACUUGAUCUGGUUUCCCAUCCUCGGGCAACACAAACACAUGUGGAGGCUGUGUAUUCAAGACGAUGUGUUUCCUUUAUCCUAAGAGCUACUGUGGGCAGUUUGCUAGGUGAAAAAGCUCAGAUUGCAGCUGCCAAAGAAAUCUGCCAAGCUAUUGGAAAACAAAUGAAAGCCGUAGAAGCAGUAGUGAAUGACACAAGUGGAGAAAACAAAUCUGGUGCAGCAGACAUUGCAGCAAGCCAGCAUGUGAUGGUCUGUGCCCUCCAGGAACUCGGGAGCCUGGUGCAGAGCUUGAAUGCCACCGCAUCCCCUCUUAUACAAGAAGCAUCUAUAGGGCUUUUGGAGAUUGUGACUUCAGUGCUUCUUCAUCCAAGCAUGGCUGCCCGACUUGCUGCUGCAUGGUGUUUGCGCUGUGUGGCUGUGGCAUUACCUUUCCAGCUGACACCAUUUCUAGACAGGUGUGCAGAACGGCUCAACAACUUGAAGACCUCACCAGAAGCUGUUAGUGGAUAUAGUUUUGCAAUGGCUGCUUUGUUAGGUGGAGUACAUCAGUGUCCUUUGGGCAUUCCUCAUGCCAAAGGAAAGAUGGUAGUUAGUAUUGCUGAAGAUCUUUUACGAACUGCUGCCCAAAAUAGCAGGCUAUCUUUACAGCGCACCCAAGCUGGCUGGCUUUUACUUGGAGCACUUAUGACUUUAGGACCAUCUGUUGUUCGUUACCAUCUGCCCAAGAUGUUGUUAUUAUGGCGAAAUGUUUUCCCACGUUCCUUAAAGGAAUUGGAAGCUGAGAAGGCCCGAGGCGAUUCUUUUACCUGGCAGGUAACUUUGGAAGGUCGUGCUGGAGCCCUAUGUGCCAUGAGGAGCUUUGUUGCACAUUGUCCUGAGCUCCUAACUGAAGAUGUGAUUCGAAAAUUGAUGACCCCUAUUGAAUGUGCCAUGACCAUGAUGUCACACAUUCCGUCUGUAAUUAAAGCCCAUGGAGCUCAUCUGAAAGCCAGUGCUGCAAUGGUCCGUUUAAGACUUUAUGAUAUCUUGGCUUUGUUACCUCCAAAAACUUAUGAAGGAUCUUUUAAUGCACUUCUUAGAGAACUGGUAGCAGAAUUCACUUUGACUGACAACUCAGCCAACACAACUACUUCCCUCCUCAGAUCCCUCUGCCAUUACGAUGAUAGUGUUCUUCUUGGUUCUUGGCUUCAGGAAACUGAUCAUAAAUCAAUUGAGGACCAGCUCCAGCCAAACAGUGCAUCAGGAAGUGGGGCUCUGGAACAUGAUCCUUCCUCCAUUUAUUUACGGAUACCUGCUGGAGAAGCAGUACCUGGUCCCCUCCCUCUCGGAGUCUCAGUCAUUGAUGCCUCUGUGGCCCUUUUUGGUGUAGUGUUUCCUCAUGUUUCUUAUAAACACCGAUUACAAAUGUUGGAUCACUUUGCUGAAUGUGUUAAACAAGCUAAAGGUGUUCGCCAGCAGGCUGUGCAGCUUAACAUAUUUACUGCUGUUCUUAGUGCACUAAAGGGCUUAGCUGAAAACAAAAGUACUUUAGGACCUGAGGAAGUUCGUAAAUCUGCCCUAACACUGGUUAUGGGUGCUCUGGACAACCCAAACCCCAUCUUACGUUGUGCGGCAGGGGAAGCUCUUGGAAGAAUGGCUCAGGUGGUUGGAGAAGCAACUUUUAUUGCUAGAAUGGCCCAAUAUAGCUUUGACAAGUUGAAAUCGGCUCGAGAUGUUGUAUCUAGGACUGGUCAUUCAUUGGCUCUUGGUUGUUUGCAUCGUUAUGUUGGUGGAAUAGGCUCAGGACAACAUCUGAAGACCAGUGUCAGCAUUUUAUUGGCUCUAGCACAAGAUGGGACAUCCCCUGAAGUCCAGACUUGGUCUCUUCAUUCACUUGCUUUGAUAGUGGAUUCUAGUGGUCCGAUGUAUCGUGGCUAUGUGGAACCAACAUUGUCUCUAGUUCUUACCUUGCUGUUGACAGUUCCGCCUUCACAUACAGAAGUUCAUCAGUGUUUGGGUCGAUGCUUAGGUGCUAUAAUAACUACUGUUGGCCCUGAACUACAAGGAAAUGGAGCAACAAUUUCUACAAUUCGUUCCUCUUGUUUGGUGGGUUGUGCAAUAACACAGGACCAUUCAGAUUCUCUUGUUCAGGCAGCUGCCAUAUCUUGCCUUCAGCAGCUUCACAUGUUUGCACCACGACAUGUCAAUCUAUCUAGUCUUGUUCCUAGCCUUUGUGUUCACUUAUGUAGUUCCCAUUUGUUACUUCGACGAGCAGCUGUGGCAUGUCUUCGGCAACUGGCACAAAGAGAAGCAGCUGAAGUUUGUGAAUAUGCCAUGAGCCUGGCAAAAAAUGCAGGGGACAAAGAGAGUAGUAGUGCCAAUGUCAAUCCUUUUGCACCUGGGGUUAGUUCUCGAAGUGAUAUCCAUUGCCGGCACCAAGGUGUUAAUAUAACAGAAACUGGUCUUGAGGGACUACUUUUUGGAAUGCUAGACCGGGAGACAGAUAGAAAAUUGUGUUCUGAUAUUCAUGACACUUUGGGACAUAUGCUUUCUUCGCUGGCAGUAGAAAAACUUUCUCAUUGGCUAAUGCUUUGUAAAGAUGUCCUGGCAGCUUCUAGUGAUAUGAGUACUGCAACUCUCUUAAGUAGUGGAAAAGAUGAAGAAUCUGAAAAGAAGGAUGAGAUGGAUGAUGAUACCAUGUUUACCACGUUAGGUGAAGAAGAUAAAUCAAAGCCUUUUGUGGCCCCUCGCUGGGCCACUCGGGUAUUUGCUGCCGAUUGCCUGUGUCGAAUCAUCAAUUUGUGUGAGAAUGCAGACCAGGCUCACUUUGAUCUUGCCUUGGCACGUUCUGCUAAACUUCGAAACCCUACAAAUGACCUCUUGGUACUUCAUCUCUCUGACCUCAUUCGCAUGGCAUUCAUGGCUGCAACUGAUCAUAGCAACCAGUUGCGAAUGGCUGGGCUCCAGGCACUUGAAGACAUUAUCAAGAAGUUUGCGUCUGUGCCUGAGCCAGAAUUUCCAGGUCAUGUGAUACUGGAGCAGUAUCAGGCUAAUGUGGGAGCUGCUCUAAGACCAGCCUUUUCACAAGAUACACCAUCAGAUAUAAUAGCGAAAGCUUGCCAGGUAUGUAGUACAUGGAUUGGAAGUGGAGUUGUCAGUGAUCUCAAUGAUCUCCGUCGAGUACACAAUCUUCUUGUUUCUUCUCUGGACAAAGUUCAGGCUGGAAAAGGAUCUUCCAGCCAGCUGUACCGAGAGAGUGCCACAACCAUGGAAAAACUGGCUGUUCUCAAAGCUUGGGCAGAGGUAUAUGUGGUUGCUAUGAAUAUUAAAAAGGAAGCAGAGUCAAAACCAAAAAGAGCAAUUAAAAAUACUGACGAUGAUGAUGAUGACUAUGGUACCAUCGAUGAACUGCCACCAGAUAGUUUAAUAACACUGGUACAACCCGAGCUGCCAACACUCAGUCGCCUGUGGUUAGCAGCAUUAAAAGAUUAUGCACUCUUGACUUUACCAGCUGAAUUUUCUAGUCAGCUUCCUCCAGAUGGUGGAGCAUUUUAUACCCCUGAAACUAUUGAUACAGCUAGACUUCACUAUCGGAAUUCCUGGGCCCCAAUUCUCCAUGCGGUGGCACUUUGGUUAAAUAGCACAGGAUUUACGUGCUCAGAGUCUACAGAAGCAGCAGCAAUAUCUGGUUUACAAAAACGUUCUACAUCUGUCAGUUUAAACCAGGCAUCAGGAGCAGUGGGUAAUGCUAAAUCUUUGCCAGAAAUUAACAAAGACAGAAUGCAUCUGAUUUUAGGUGUGAGUAUACAGUUUCUUUGUUCCCCUAGACCUGAAGAGCCCAUUGAACAUGUUACAGCAUGCCUACAGGCCUUACAUACCUUGUUAGACUCUCCUUAUGCUCGAGUCCAUAUCGCAGAAGAUCAGCUAAUAGGUGUUGAGUUGCUGAGUGUUUUGCACCGCCUCCUAUUGACCUGGAAUCCAUCAUCUGUCCAGCUGUUGGUUACUGGAGUUGUACAACAGAUAGUAAGAGCUGCUCAGGAUUAUUUGCAAGAAAAAAGAAACACUCUAAAUGAAGAUGAUAUGGAAAAAGAGGCCUGUACUGUAUUGGGAGAAGGAGGUGACAGCGGUGGUCUCAUUCCUGGAAAAUCUCUUGUGUUUGCAACUAUGGAACUGCUGAUGUUCAUUUUAGUACGGCAUAUGCCACAUCUCAGUACCAAGGUGUCAGACUCUCCAAGUCACAUAGCCACUAAAACUCGACUAUCAGAAGAAAGUGCUCGUUUGGUGGCAGCCACAGUUACCAUACUCUCUGAUUUACCAUCCCUUUGUUCACCCGCUGGAUGUAUGACAAUCCUGCCCACAAUUCUGUUCUUAAUUGCAAGAAUAUUGAAAGACACAGCAAUAAAGUCUGCAGAUAAUCAGGUUCCUCCACCAGUCAGUGCAGCUCUUCAAGGGAUUAAAAGUAUUGUGACACUUUCAAUGGCCAAAACUGAGGCUGGCGUUCAAAAACAAUGGACAGCUCUGAUUCGUAGCACGCUUGCAUGCAUCCUGGAAUAUUCUCAACCAGAAGACUCUGUACCUACACCUGAUGAAGUCAGCAUGCUAACAGCAAUUGCACUCUUCCUGUGGUCUGCUAGUAGUGAAAUAAUAGGAGUCCAGUCGUUACAGAAUGGCUGCAUGAACAGAUUUAAAAAUGCAUUAAAUUCAUGCGACCCAUGGGUUCAAGCCAAAUGUUACCAGCUUCUCCUCUCAGUCUUCCAACAUUCCAAUCGUGCCCUUUCAACUCCUUAUAUUCAUUCAUUAGCUCCAAUAGUGGUUGAAAAGCUAAAAGCUGUUGAAAGAAACAGACCAGCCAGUAACAUAGAGCUUUUAGCAGUUCAAGAAGGAAUAAAAGUUCUUGAAACAUUGGUUGCUCUUGGUGAAGAACAAAACAGAGUCCAGCUACUUGCUCUUUUAGUUCCCACUUUGAUAUCUUAUCUGCUGGAUGAAAAUUCUUUUGCCUCAGCAACUUCAGCUUCCAAAGAUCUUCAUGAGUUUGCACUCCAGAAUUUAAUGCAUAUUGGACCUCUGUAUCCACAUGCUUUCAAGACAGUAAUGGGAGCUGCUCCUGAGUUGAAAGUGCGUCUAGAAACUGCCGUUCGAGCAAGCCAAGCAAGCAAAGCUAAAGCGGCUGCCAGACAGCCAGCCCCCGCCAUACAUUCUGCACCAACAAUUAAGCUAAAAACAAGUUUUUUUUAAUUUGUACUUUCAUUUAUUUGUAUUUAUAUUGUCACCUAGCACCUAAAUAGUGAUGGCCUCUGUAUCAUGCCAGGCGAUCUGUGGGUUCUGUUGUAUUUGUAUUUUGGUAUUAUAGUGCUUCCAAGUAGACUAAGUGAAAUAAUGCUAACACCACUUAUUGAUUUUUAAGGAGUGAUUUUUUUUUAUCCUGUGGUGAAUAUGUUUUCUUUUUCCUCUUAAUAAUGUUUCUCUUUUGUUAAUUUAUUUAUUUUUCAAACACUGAGCCAUAGUCUUAAAUUUAAAUGCUAAAAACAUAAUUGUGUCAUGUAGUCGGGCAGCCUAUUGAUAUUGUCAGGGGAAAAAAAUGAGUCAGAACUCAGCAUCUGUCAUGAAAAAAAGCGAUUUGAAAAACAAGCAGAUUUUAAAUUUUGAAGUAACCAAAAUAAUGGAAAGUGUCUGUUUUGUGUUGUAUAUACUAAGAAUAAAAUCACAGCAUUUUCUAAGCA